Ceratotherium simum simum (southern white rhinoceros) is the source of this 711-nucleotide messenger RNA. RefSeq names its product BTG anti-proliferation factor 4 (gene BTG4). Lineage: Eukaryota; Metazoa; Chordata; Mammalia; Perissodactyla; Rhinocerotidae. The record is from RefSeq and is a predicted model, not a curated record. Gene Ontology annotation, cellular component: cytoplasm; nucleus.
UCUGUAAGUUUUUCUCGAAUCAUGAGGGAUGAAAUUGCAACAACGGUUUUCUUUGUCACAAGAUUGGUGAAAAAGCAUGAUAAAUUGAGUAAACAGCAAAUAGAAGACUUUGCAGAAAAGCUAAUUACAAUCUUGUUUGAAACAUACAGAAGUCACUGGCACUCAGAUUGCCCUUCUAAGGGGCAAGCCUUCAGGUGUAUCAGGAUAAACAAUACUCAAAAUAAAGAUCCCAUUCUAGAAAGGGCUUGUGCUGAAAGUAAUGUGGAUUUUUCUCACCUGGGACUUCCAAAGGAGAUGACCAUAUGGGUAGAUCCCUUUGAAGUGUGCUGUAGGUAUGGUGAGAAAAAUCAUCCAUUUACAGUUGCUUCUUUUAAAGACAGAUGGGAGGAAUGGGAACUCUCCCAACAAAUCAGUUAUGCUGUGAAUAGAGCCUCGUUAGACGACUACUCGGGCAAUUUCUCCGAUGAAGAAGGUUGUAACCAAGAACCUCAGAUUAUUCCUAAAGUCAACAAUCCAAAGAGUAUUUAUCAGGUUGAGAAUUUGAAACGGCCCUUUCAAUCUUGGUUCCAAAUCCCCCGCAAAAAGAAUAUGGUGGAUGCCCGUAUGGGCCUCCUAGGAAAUGCUUAUCAUGCUUUGCAUAAGAACCCUAAGGGUCAUAGGCCUGCUAUACACCGAGUGGACAGGUACCACUGGGUCAACACAAACCGAUAA